CAAGUAAUCUCUACUCUGAAACUCAGACCAUGCUAGAUUCUUUGAAGACAGAAACAGAAGCAAACAUCAAAUCUUAACUAACAUUGUUCCUUCCAUGAUAUUCCAUUCCAAUUUUCUCAACAAACUCAAAUUAUUCAAUUUCACCAAAAACACUAUUUUUUCUUCAUUUUCAUUCUCUUCACUCUCUUCAAACAUUCACACUCACCCAAACAUUCUUCAUCUCUGCAACACUUCCCAAACCCUUUCACAAACAAACCAACUUCACGCUUUUGCCAUCAUCAAUGGUUUCCUCCCUCAAAGUAUCUCCAUUUCCGCUUCUCUCAUUCUUCAAUACGCCACUUUUUCCCACCCAAAAACUUCCCUUUUUCUCUUCCAACAAUCUCUUCCAUUUUCCCGUACACCUUUCUUAUGGAACACCCUUAUCCGUGCUUAUUAUUCCAUUGCUGGUUUCUUUGAUGAUUUUACUAUCUAUAACACCAUGAUUCGUUCUGGUGUUAUGCCUGAUGAUCAUACCUACCCUUUUGUUUUAAAGGGUUGUUCUGAUUUUUUACAGAUUCAUAAGGGUAGAGAGGUUCAUGGGGUUGUGUUUAAGUUUGGUUUUGAUAGGGAUGUUUUUGUUGGAAAUACCCUUUUGAUGUUGUAUGGUAAUUGUCGCUUUUUUGUUGAUGCGAUUAAGGUGUUUGAUGAAAUGCUUGAGAGGGAUGUGGUGUCUUGGAAUACUGUUAUUGGUUUGUGUUCUGUUCAGGGUUUUUAUGAGGAGUCGUUUCGUUUUUUUAAAGAGAUGGUUGUGGCUGUGCCGUUUAUUAGGCCGAAUUUGGUUACUGUUGUUAGUGUGUUGCCCGUGUGUGCAGAUAGUGAGAAUGUGGUAAUGGCGAGAAUUGUGCAUGGCUAUGUUUUGAAAGUUGGUUUGUUGGGUCAUUUAAAAGUUGGAAAUGCAUUGGUUGAUGUUUAUGGGAAAUGUGGAAGUGGGAAGGAUUCGAAGAAAGUUUUUGAUGAAAUGGAAGAGAGAUCUGAGGUUUCAUGGAAUGCUAUUAUUACUAGUUUUUCUUUUAGAGGGCUAUAUAUGAAUGCUUUGGAUGCGUUUAGAUCGAUGAUUGAUGCAGGAAUGAAACCAAACUCUGUCACUGUAUCUAGUAUGCUACCGGUAUUAGGAGAAUUAGGACUUUUUAAGUUGGGAAUGGAAGUCCAUGGCUUUAGUUUAAGGACGGGAAUUGAGUCUGAUAUUUUCAUUGCCAACUCAUUGAUAGAUAUGUAUGGGAAUUCUGGUUUGUGGUGUGUAGCCUCCACUAUUUUUAACAAAAUGGGUGAUAGAAAUAUUGUGUCAUGGAAUGCUAUGGUCGCAAAUUUUGCUCAGAACAGACACCAUUUUGCAGCUGUAGAAUUAGUGAGGCAAAUGCAAGCUCAUGGAGAAACCCCCAACAAUGUGACCUUCACAAAUGUUCUUCCAGCAUGUGCAAGAUUAGGUUUUUUGAAUGUUGGAAAAGAAAUUCAUGCGAGAAUAAUUCGGGUUGGAUACGCCUUUGAUUUGUUUGUCUCCAACGCUCUCACAGACAUGUAUUCGAAAUGCGGAUGCUUAAGCCUUGCUCGAAAUGUUUUCAAUAUUUCUAUCAAGGAUAAAGUUUCCUACAAUAUUCUUAUUAUAGGCUAUUCUCAAACAACUAACAGCUCAGAGUCUCUAAAUUUGUUUACAGAAAUGAGACUCUCCGGCAUGAUGCCCGAUAUUGUUUCAUUCAUUGGUAUCAUAUCAGCUUGUGCAAAUCUUGCUUCCAUAAAGCAAGGUAAGGAGAUUCAUGGGUAUCUGAUAAGAAAUCUUUUCCACACUCAUCUUUUUGUAGCAAAUUCCCUUUUGGAUUUGUAUACCAAGUGCGGUCGAAUCGAUCUUGCAACUAAAAUCUUUGACCGUAUUCAACACAAGGAUGUCGCCUCAUGGAAUACUAUGAUUUUGGGGUAUGGUAUGCUUGGCGAAUUGGAAACUGCAAUCAACCUGUUUGAAGCAAUGAAGGAAGAUGGUGUGGAAUAUGAUUCAGUUUCAUUUAUUGCAAUUUUAUCUGCAUGUAGUCAUGGUGGACUAAUUGAAAAAGGGAAUAAAUACUUUAAGAAAAUGAAGGAUCAUAAUAUUGAACCAACACAUAUGCACUAUGCUUGUAUGGUUGAUCUUCUUGGAAGAGCAGGACAAAUUGAAGAAGCUGCAAACCUUAUUAGAGGCUUAUCUAUUAAACCUGAUGCUAACAUAUGGGGUGCACUACUCGGAGCUUGCAGGAUAUAUGGAAAUGUGGAAUUGGGGCAUUGGGCGGCCGAACAUUUGUUUGAGUUGAAGCCUGACCACUGUGGUUACUAUAUACUUCUUUCAAAUAUGUAUUCAGAAGCUGGAAGAUGGGAUGAGGCAAAGAGGGUGAGGGAAUUAAUGAAGUCAAGGGGUAAGAAAAAUCCUGGUUGUAGUUGGGUUCAAAUUGGAGACCAGGUGCAUGUUUUUCUAAUUGGUGAGAAAAUAGAUAGCUUAGAUAAUGAAUUUUGGUUAUCAGAAACUGAUUGAACUUAUAUUGCAGGAGGAUUAAUUACACUGUUAAAGGUAUUUCUGUUGUAUAAGCAAAAUGGAUUUUGUUUUUUCUUCUAUUACAGCUUAACCACAUUCCUUGGAACCACAAAACUUUGUAAAAAAAAAGUAAUAUUUAUUAGAGAUUAGUGUAUUUAAAAAUUUGAAAAGUGCCUUAUAUUGAAAAAGGUUAAGAACUAAAAUUAUUUAUCUGUGUUACUGUUAAAUACACUUUUGGUCUCUCUAUUUAAAAAAAA
Messenger RNA from Trifolium pratense (red clover), 2790 nucleotides. Its product is annotated as pentatricopeptide repeat-containing protein At4g14170-like. The transcript has a single exon. The coding region runs from base 95 to 2533 and encodes 812 amino acids. Lineage: Eukaryota; Viridiplantae; Streptophyta; Magnoliopsida; Fabales; Fabaceae. The record is from RefSeq and is a predicted model, not a curated record. Gene Ontology annotation, molecular function: RNA binding; protein binding. Gene Ontology annotation, biological process: RNA modification.